CCCGCCAAAUCUUAAUUCAACGGUACAAGUUCUCCCCAGCACGUGAUUUUCAAACCCAACAAAUGUCAAAACCCUAAACUCUCAAAUCUGUCAAAUCCCCCCUCUCUCUCUCCCCCUCAUCACUCUGUGUCCACCGCCGAAAAUGCUCCCGCCGGAGCUAAAUCCCCGCGCCUCUUUCCGGCCGUAUAUAUCCGCCACCAUAAGCGCACCUUCCUUCUCCUCCUCCUUCGACCGCGGCUCCUCCUCCUCCCCCUCCCUUUACUCAAACCCUAGCCCUAGCCCUAACCCUAACGGUUCCUUUUCCAGUAAUGUUACCAACCGAUCUCUCAAGAACUCACGCUUCUCGCCUACGUCAUUUGCACACAACGGCCGUGUCGCCCUUGCUUUGGUCCCAUGCGGUGCAUUUUUGCUCGAUUUGGGUGGGACCCCGGUUGUCGCAACCCUAACCCUAGGUUUAAUGAUUUCUUACAUAAUAGAUUCACUUAACUUCAAAUCAGGUGCUUUUUUCGGUGUUUGGUCGUCGCUAAUCGCCUCUCAGAUCGCAUUCUUCUUCAGUUCGUCGCUCUUUGUGACUUUCAAUUCGAUCCCUCUGGGUAUCCUCGCUCUUUUGUUGUGCGCUCAGACUAAUUUCAUGAUAGGCACUUGGGCGUCGCUUCAGUUUAAGUGGAUUCAAAUGGAGAACCCUUCUAUUGUUCUUGCUCUUGAGAGGGUUUUGUUUGCCUGUUUGCCGUUCACUUCAUCGGCCAUUUUCACCUGGGCAACCGUUUCGGCUGUUGGCAUGAACAAUGCAGCUUAUUAUCUGAUGAUUUUUAAUUGUGUUUUUUAUUGGCUGUAUUCGGUUCCGCGUCUUUCGAGUUUCAAAUUGAAGCAAGAAGUUAAGUAUUAUGGUGGGGAGAUUCCUGAUGAUAAUUUAAUACUUGGGCAGCUUGAAAGUUGUGUUCAUACGCUGAGUUUGUUGUUUUUUCCUUUGAUGUUUCACAUUGCAUCCCAUUACUCGGUUGCGUUUUCCUCGGGUGCUGCUUUUUGUGAUUUGUUUUUGCUGUUCUUUAUUCCAUUUUUGUUUCAAUUAUAUGCAUCUACAAGAGGUGCGCUCUGGUGGGUUACAAAGAAUGACAAUCAACUGCAGAGCAUUCGUGUGGCUAAUGGUGCUGUUGCUUUGGUUGUGGUGGUUAUUUGUUUGGAGAUUCGGGUGGUGUUUCAUUCAUUUGGGAAGUACAUUCAGGUUCCACCUCCGUUGAAUUAUCUUCUUGUGACUGUUACUAUGCUCGGAGGGGCUGCUGGAGCUGGUGCUUAUGCACUUGGUAUAAUUUCGGAUGCGUUUAGCUCUCUGGUGUUUACCGCUUUGGCUGUAGUAGUUAGUGCUGCUGGCGCAAUUGUUGUGGGAUUCCCUCUAUGGCUGAUUCCACUGCCUUCAGUUGCUGGCUUUUAUAUGGCUCGUUUUUUUACUAAGAAAUCCUUAGCAUCUUACUUCGCAUUUUGGCUGCUAGGGAGCUUGAUGGUCACUUGGUUUGUGGUUCACAAUUUCUGGGAUCUAAAUAUAUGGCUGGCAGGCAUGACAUUAAAAUCCUUUUGUAAACUCAUUGUUGCGGAUAUUUUCCUGGCCAUGGCUGUUCCUGGUUUAGCUCUCCUACCAUCAAAAUUGCAUUUCUUGACAGAGGUUGGUUUGAUUAGUCAUGCCUUGCUGCUAUCCCAUAUUGAGGAUCGAUUUUAUAAUUACUCUAGCAUAUACUACUAUGGGCUGGAGGAUGAGGUUAUGUAUCCUAGUUUCAUGGUCAUUUUGACAACUUUAGUAGGUUUGGCCAUAGUGAGAAGACUGUCUGUGGAUCAGCGAAUUGGACCAAAAACAGUUUGGGUUUUGAAUUGCCUCUAUUCUUCAAAGCUGGCUAUGCUUUUUAUUACUUCAAAGUCUGUUGUCUGGGUGACUGCAGUUCUUUUGUUAGCUGUUUCUCCUCCAUUGCUUCUUUACAAGGAUAGGUCAAGAACAGCCUCAAAGAUGAAAGCUUGGCAAGGUUAUGCCCACGCUUUUGUGGUGGCUUUAUCGGUGUGGUUCUGCCGUGAGACAAUUUUUGAAGCCCUGCAAUGGUGGAAUGGUAGACCUCCAUCUGAUGGUUUACUUCUGGGUUUCUGUAUCAUUUUGACAGGAUUGGCAUGUGUGCCCAUAGUUGCUCUACACUUCUCUCACGUCCUGCCUGCCAAGAGAUGCCUAGUGCUGGUGGUGGCAACUGGUCUCCUAUUUGUUCUAAUGCAGCCUCCAAUUCCAUUAUCUUGGACUUACCAGUCUGACCUAAUUAAAGCUGCUCGUCAAUCUGCUGAUGACAUUUCCAUCUAUGGCUUCUUGGCAUCAAAACCUACAUGGCCCUCUUGGCUGCUUAUUGUUGCAAUAUUGCUCACUCUAGCAGCUGUGACGUCUGUCAUACCCAUCAAGUACAUUGUAGAGUUAAGAACAUUUUACUCCAUUGCCAUGGGGAUUGCUCUUGGUAUCUACAUAUCUGCUGAGUUUUUCCUUCAGGCUCCUGUCCUACAUGCACUCAUCUGUGUAACCAUGGUUGGCACCUCUGUCUUUGUUAUUUUUACCCAUUUCCCAUCUGCUUCAAGCACAAAACUCCUGCCAUGGAUAUUUGCUUCACUUGUGGCUCUCUUUCCUGUGACAUACUUGUUGGAGGGUCAGGUCAGAAUCAAAAGCCUCAUGGAAGACAGUGUUGUUGGCGAGUUUGAAGAGGAAGACAAGAAGCUAACAACUCUACUGGCUGUUGAGGGUGCAAGGACAUCUCUUCUUGGUUUAUAUGCAGCAAUAUUUAUGCUUAUAGCUUUAGAGAUAAAGUUUGAACUUGCCUCGCUUGUGCGGGAAAAGUUUGUAGAGAGGGGGGGAAUCAGGCAUAGCCAAUCUACUCAAAGCAGUUCUGCUAGUUUUCUUACACGAACGAGAUUCAUGCAGCAACGUCGUGUAUCUACGGUGCCAACUUUCUCGAUCAAGAGGAUGGCUGCUGAGGGGGCAUGGAUGCCCGCAGUUGGCAAUGUUGCUACCAUAAUGUGCUUUGCAAUAUGUCUAAUAUUGAAUUUCAAUCUUACUGGUGGUUCAAAUCAGGCCAUAUUCUUCCUGGCUCCUAUUUUACUGCUUCUCAACCAGGAUUCUGAUUUUGUUGCUGGUUUUGGGGACAAGCAGAGAUAUUUCCCCGUUACGGUAGCCAUAUCUGGCUACUUGAUCUUGGGUGCCCUCUAUAGCAUAUGGGAAGACAUCUGGCAUGGGAAUGCUGGAUGGGGCCUUGAAAUUGGCGGUCCUGAUUGGUUCUUUGCAGUCAAGAAUUUGGCUCUCCUCAUUCUUACAUUCCCCAGCCAUAUCAUUUUCAAUCAGUUUGUGUGGUGUUACAGUAAGCAGACAGAUUCAACAGCGCUACUGACAUUGCCACUUAAUCUACCGUCCAUCAUAAUACCAGAUGUGAUCCAGGUUAAGGUAUUGGGGCUAUUAGGAAUUAUUUAUUCCCUUGCCCAGUAUAUAAUCUCUAGACAACAAUAUAUCUCUGGAUUGAAGUACAUUUAGACAAAUACAAUACUCUGUGCAAUAUGUUUUGACAAUUUUCAAGUGCGGUAAGUUCAGGUUUUUUGAAGCUUUCAUAUUCAUAUCUUCAUACGGGCUUUUUGCAUGCCCCAGUUGCCUGAACCAUUAUGGCUUUCUUUCUACUAGUUUUUAUAGCAAACUGUUGCCACGGGACUCUUUCAUGGUAGGAGAAAUUAUCCCACAAAAUGAAUGUAUGGUUUUGGUUAA
Messenger RNA from Mangifera indica (mango), 3763 nucleotides. RefSeq lists its product as uncharacterized. The transcript is spliced from 4 exons. The coding region runs from base 143 to 3538 and encodes 1131 amino acids. Lineage: Eukaryota; Viridiplantae; Streptophyta; Magnoliopsida; Sapindales; Anacardiaceae. The record is from RefSeq and is a predicted model, not a curated record.